Lethenteron reissneri (Far Eastern brook lamprey) is the source of this 7750-nucleotide messenger RNA. Its product is annotated as RING finger protein 11-like. Gene Ontology annotation, cellular component: ubiquitin ligase complex. Gene Ontology annotation, biological process: ubiquitin-dependent protein catabolic process. Gene Ontology annotation, molecular function: ubiquitin protein ligase activity. The record is from RefSeq and is a predicted model, not a curated record. NCBI's taxonomy places the organism in Eukaryota, Metazoa, Chordata, Hyperoartia, Petromyzontiformes, Petromyzontidae.
GAUGGGGAACUGCCUCAAGGCGGCGUCGCUGGACGACCUCUCGCUGCUGCGCGACUCGGAGCCCGGGGACGCGGAGGCGGGGCCACCCCCCCCCUACCAGGAGCAGCAGGAGCAGGAGGAGGAGCAGGAGGUGGUGGUGGUGGGUGAGGCUCUGCCCCACCACUCGCUGGGCCGUGGCCCCGAGGAGCAGCGCCGCGUGGCCCAGCGCCUGGGCCUCAUCCAGCACCUGCCGCACGGCCUCUACGACGACGCGGGGCCCAGCGAGAAGACGGGCCGCGAGUGCGUCAUCUGCAUGCUGGAGUUUGUGAGUGGCGACGCGGUGCGGUACCUGCCCUGCCUGCACACCUACCACGUGGAGUGCAUCGACAACUGGCUCGUGCGCUCCUUCACCUGCCCCUCGUGCAUGGAGCCGGUGGACGCCGCGCUGCUCUCCUCCUACGGCACCGGCUGAGCGCCACGGAGGCCCCCGCAAGCGCUCCGCCCUGCCCCGCCCUGCCCCGCUUCACGCCGCCGCCACCGCCGCUCCUCCUGCUCCUCCGCCGGUUUCCUCGCCGCCCCGGCCGAACGUCUUGACGGCGCCGCUCUCCGGCGCCGUCCCCUGUCCCCGCGUCGGUUACCGGCCGAGGCACCGCCGCCGCGCGGCCACGUGGCCGCUCGCGGCCGGUCCCGGAGGGGGCGACGGGGCGGCCGCUCCCGAGGCGAGGCCGCUGGGGGGCCGCUGGGGGGCCGCUGGGGGGCCGCUGGGGGGCCGCGUGAGACCAGGACGCUCACUGGGACCGCGUGGCUCGUGGAGGCUCUUGGAGCUGCCCGGCGGGGGGGGUGGUAUGGUCUGUGCCGCCGGUCUUCGUGUGGGGGUCUGCGCCGCGACGACCCCCGACGACUCCGUGGCCCGCGCGAGCCGGAGACGCGCGCCGACCGCGGCACGCGGCCCGGUGGAGCCGGUGGAGCCGGUGGUGCCGCACGCGAGCGGCAGGCCCCGAGUUCGCGUCCUGGACGUGGAUGGGCGGUGCGGCGCCGCAGCAGCAUCGCCCUGCUGGAGGUCUCUGCCAGCCCGAUGCAACUGGAGCAUCGCCCUGCGGGUGGCCACCUGUCUGGGUUUGACUCACGACAGACAUUGCUACCGAGAUCUGGCACCGGUGUCGCGAAGGCCUUCAUUGCGGUGCCCUGCACAGUUCUGAUUGACCUCGGCCGCCUAAGAAACACGUCCGGGUUUGGUCCACAGGGGGAAGGGGUGGCCACCCUCCGUACGCGGCGACGGCCUUUCAGCGCUGACAUGUGGGACGAGUGGGAAUCUGCGACAGAGAUGCCUGGCGAGCGAGGCACUUGCUUCUAGCGGUUCUGGUGUAAUAAACCUUAUCGUGCGGAUGGCCCGUGGCCACCACGAGGAGGUUCGUGGGUCGUGACGUCGGGCCCCGCCUGCUCCCUGCGUGCGCCCGUGGCUGGGCCGCAGGAAGCGACCGGUGGGGGGCCCCUACGCGGCCCGAACUCGUGGUCGCUGGGCCCGGGAGUGGCCGCAGACUUUCCCCGGUGUACGCAUUCACGUGCGCACUUUCAUUCGCGGCGGCUGCAAGAGGCACGCGCCCGCGCCUCCUGCCUGCUCUGUGCGCUGUGCCCCGUGCAUCGACGCGGAGCACGAGGACAGACGCGGAGAAGAGAAGAGGACUCGCUUCCGCUUCUCCUGGAAGCGAGUCGCGAACCGCCGCCGUGCACCGAUGACGUCUUCAACCGUGAAGACGACUCGACAUCAUCGUGGCAGCUGCAGCAGCAGCAGCUUGAGCUGCUACGUGGACUACUUCCCCGUGGUGGACCACCGGGUUGGGAAACCGCUGCCCUGCCUCGCUACACCUCGCAGAAGUUCCUGGGGGGGGGGGGGGCGGGGGGUUAAAGUCACAUCGACCCCUGGUGCGCGAACCGAACGCCGUAAGAUCACUCGCCAAUCCUUAACCACUGGGCCUGUACCCUGACCUCGUGUCCUAUCUGUGGGAUGUUGUGACCUCCGCACGACCUCUCGCGCUGCCUGGCCGCGGGAGCCGUGGCAAAUAGCGGCUCUGUUGCUUUGUGGGUGUGCCGUGCGCGCCGUGCGCGCUGCCCGUUGUGAUUCUCUUUGCUUGUGAGGACGCAAACUUCCCACCGCGAAAGACAAAACAAAAGCCGCACCAGCUUGGCACGUUCAGGCUGCUGGCCCGACUCGUCUUCUGCAUGCCCCGCCGACUGUGCGUGUGCGUGUGAGUGAAUUUGCAGACUCGGUGUGAACCUUCGUGAUGAAACGCUCGGACGUUUAGGCGCUCGAGCGAAGAGCGGUGGGGGUGGUUGUUAUUGUAGAUGCAGCAGCAGCAGCUCCUCUCGUGGAUUCCACGGCUGUCUCGGUUGUUGACUAAAACUCCCGUGGGGCUCGAGUACAGCGCGACGUGAGUCAUCCUGUAAAUGGUGGAAGUCUGCUUUGAGAUGCAUUUGUCAUAACUGCUGGUCGAUACGUUUUCAGUUUCAUUUAUUUGGUAUAGCCCUGUGAGCCAUUCGGCUCUUGAAUCGGGUGCAACCGCAACAAACAAAAACAUCUUAGAGUGACAACGCGCAAACAGAAAAAUCCAGGAAAAAACUGCAAAAAAUCUUCCAGAAAAAAUCACCGUACACCAACGCUGUGUGCAAAAAUCCCAGUGGGAUGCAAGCCAAACAACAACAACAACCACAAGACAACUUAGAUUAAAGCCAUCAUUCUAACUCCGUACUACAACAAACAAACAUGGCCAAACCAAAAAAGUUUUCGAAAUCACCAAAAUAAAGCCAUAAAAGCAAUGUAACAGUGAUCAUAGAAACUGUGACCGAAAUUUCACAAUUAACGACAUAAACAACAUGUACCACCAAACCCUGCAGCCAUAGCUGGCUGCAUGAGUCACUCCACAACAGUAGGAGCAUCAAAAUUUUCCAAUGCACCUUUAAAGAUCAGCACACUAAAUCUAAACACAAGAUCAUACUUUGGUGACACAGAAACCGCACAGGGAUCCAGGUGCCAUGGUGGCGAGGUGGUAACUACCUCACCUGGAGGUCGUGGGUUCGAUCCCGACCCCGACGGCCUGCUGGUGUAUAUUUGGAGUUUGCGUGCCUCUCAUGCUCUCCGGGUCCUCCAGUUUUACCCUCCGCAUUGAGACUCAACGUCACGCGUUUGAGUAUUUGGCUGCUGGAAAUGUCCACGUGCUGAUGAUGCACUUUGUUGAGCUCUCAUUUGUGAUGGCCAGGUCGCUUCUUAUAAAGAGCUGUGACCCUUACCUGGUGAAAUAAAGAUAAGUUUAGUUUGUUUUUCAGAUGACAAAAAGUAUCGCAAAGUUAAAUCUCAGCGGUGUGAUCUCAAAGGACCACUCGCUCUUGAGUCGAAACAUCCAACCGAUGCCAUAAAUAAAUGACCAAAUUAAUUACAAAAAUAACGACAUCCAUGGGGAAUUCUAGCAUGAAUAGCACGAACGCACUCGCCGCCUCGACCACACUUGCCGAAGCACACGGAAGCCUCGUGGCCAGCCACGUUGCAAGGGUCACUUCACGGUGACCUCUACGCCAUGAGGUCACCUCCCUGGCAGCCGGUUGGCCGACGGCAGUGGCAGUGAUGAGGUUCAGCUCCGAGCACCGCUGCCACUGCUUCCCACGGGGUUGGACAUCUCAGAAUCAGAAUAUAGUGGAGCAAUCCGAUGAGCUAUGAAGUUCUUUUUCACAGACGUCCUGUCAGGUCAUGGGGCAAGAACGUCACAACAACAACAACAACACAAACACGAUAGGAGUGCAAAGUUCAAGAACGGUAAACGAAUCACCCAAACACAAACAACUACAACUAAACCAUCCCCAUCCUACCAGACAAAGCCCACUGAGAUCUUCACUUAUCUUUCAAAAGCAACAAAGUGGCUUAUCAUUUGGGCAUUUAUAGCAAUAAUUUAAACGCAUGUCCAGGCAGGAUACUCGCAUUUACUGGUGACUUCACGAUCCGUUUCUAGGGAUCGUUCGGGAUCUUUCCACGAAAUCGCAGCCCGCGGGACAAAUGUUGAACGCGUCGUCUGUACUCCAGUGCCCCCCCCCCCCCCCGACCCCGCACCACCUCCCAACGACGUCCCCUGGCCGUGGGAAGUGGCCCUGGGAGCGGCCCUGGGAAGAUCGUGGGGUCGCUCCUUCAGGCGCCUUGCCCAGCGGCAUGGGCGAGGCCCUCUGUGCAGCUCGCUCGGGGGGCAGGAAACGAUUCGCUAGGUGGCACCGUCACGACUACGGGACCCGCGAAGCUCGUUCCUGCAUUAGGGCGAACAAAGAACGUCGGGUUCUCACCCGCGGUUCGACGCGUGCACCCCGGACAGCGAGACGGAACCCACGCGUUUGUCUCGCUCCGCUACUGCCCACGCUACGCCAACUCGGCUGCCAUCCGAUGGGUAUCGGUAGUUUCGCCGUCGUGUUUGGCUCUGACAAGCGAACGCAAGAAACCGGUUUAGUCAACGGCGCAUUUUCACCCAACCUUACAGCGGCGUCGGCACCGUGCUACAGCAUGGCCACGAUGACGAGCCCAGAGCCACCCUCUGGCGAGCCUUCCAAGGUGUCACGUGCGGAGAGAUCGAGAAGAGAGACUUGCGAGGGGGGGGGGGGGUGAGCACUGGGGGUCUCGUCAAGCGGCCAAUUCAUUGCUCCGGUUGGGGCGGUGACUCAGACAGGUUUGGUUUUGUCAGCUUGACACGCAGAGCUUUGCGACCCAAUAAUAUUCGCAAUAAAGGGUUGUUUUUUUCUUUCUGGCAAAAAAAGUCCCGAUGAUGCCGCGUGGAAUUACCAUUGAGAAGUCGUGGUACUCAACUUGUAAAUGUUGUGGAUUUGCUCUCCCCAAAACACACAACCGGCGUGCUCAAGUAGCAAAUAAUGCCACGUUUUGUUUAUGCGACAAAGCUCAUUGGCUGUGUCGGGCGGCGGCGGGUUGACGACACAGUUACACUUGGCGCGAUCUGACCCCAACAAAAAACACCUUCAGCAUGGAUAGAGUCUCGCAGUCACAGCUGAUGCGGACCGUUGACCAUUGCGGCGUGGGUGACGAUUGCGGCGUGGGUGACGCCACGACAGCGCGCAUCUCCUUUGGGAAGCGUCGCGCAGGAAGUUGUCGUCGAUCCCCUCCUCUCCGUCGCGCUCGUUCUCGGCCACGCGGAAAUGCGGCGACGUGGCCCAAAGUUUUGCAGCUUUCCGGCGCUUUUGUUGCGGAGGGUUCGCGGUUUGAGUCGGGGGAAGGGAGCCCCGCUCUCCUGGUUGUGCUCACAGCACUCCCAGCCCCGGCCACCACCACCACCGUCCCCUUUCACAGUGAAUCCUCUCCAUCCCCCUGUGGGGCACGAGGCCGCCAUCAGUCGCCUCCACUUCUUCCUGCCCUUGGCCACGUGCUGAGCCUCGCCCCGAGAGACGUCGAUCGCUGCCACCGGCCUUGCACCACGUGGUCUCGGGCAGGGCCGUGUUCUCCAACAGGCCACAGUAAGCACUGUGCCUCGGGGCCUACACCCUCACCCACUCGCUCACCCAGCCACUCACCCCUUCACCCACUCGCUCACCCAGCCACCCACUCACCCAGCCACCCACUCGCUCCCUCACCCACUCGCUCACCCACUCGCUCACCCAGCCACCCACUCACUCAUUCACCCACUCAUUCACCCACCCACUCAUUCACCCACCCACUCAUUCACCCACUCACCCACCCACUCAUUCACCCACUCGCUCCCUCACCCACUCGCUCACCCAGCCACUCACUCAAUCACCCACUCACUCAUUCACCCACUCACCCACCCACUCAUUCACCCACCCACUCACUCGCUCACCCAGCCACUCACUCAUUCACCCACUAACCCACCCACUCAUUCACCCAGCCACCCACUCACCCCUUCACCUACUCGCUCACCCACCCACUCGCUCCCUCACCCACUCGCUCACCCAGCCACCCACUCACUCAUUCACCCACUCAUUCACCCACCCACUCAUUCACCCACCCACUCAUUCACCCACUCACCCACCCACUCAUUCACCCACUCGCUCACUCACCCACUCGCUCACCCAGCCACUCAAUCACCCACUCACUCAUUCACCCACUCACCCACCCACUCAUUCACCCACCCACUCACUCGCUCACCCAGCCACUCACUCAUUCACCCACUAACCCACCCACUCAUUCACCCAGCCACCCACUCACCCCUUCACCUACUCGCUCACCCACCCACUCGCUCCCUCACCCACUCGCUCACCCAGCCACCCACUCAUUCACCCACUCAUUCACCCACUCACCCACCCACUCAUUCACCCACUCACUCCCUCAUCCACCCACUCGCUCACCCACUCGCUCACCCAGCCACCCACUCACUCAUUCACCCACUCAUUCACCCACUCACCCACCCACGCAUUCACCCACCCACUCACUCGCUCACUCAGCCACUCAUUCACCAAAUUUGUGGGUAUACGGUCCCCUGGUCCAUUCUGAGAACGCGUCCGAGCCAUCCGAGUUGUCCGCUCCCACGGUGGACGUUCAACGUCCCACGGCGUGAUUUGGAGAAGAGUAUUCGGCCGAUGUUUGUGUGUGCCGCCGGCGGCGUCGUGGUCCAAAUUUGAUUAAUUACGAAUCCGUCAAUUGGGAAAUGACAGGGGACUGUUACCCCCCACCCACCCCCUCCCCUAACUGCGAUAAAUCGGCAUGACCCUCCGGACAAAAGAGUAUUGAGGACUGGAGGCUGUCUUGGGACAGAGUCGAGGAGACUGGAAACACCCCAAGGCAGGGUUUGUUUAUCCCUUCCUGACCUGGUGCCGUGUUGAACCCGGUGUUGAACCCAGUGUUGAACCCGGUGUUGAACCCAGUGUUGAACCCAGUGUUGAACCCAGUGCUGAACCCGGUGUUGAACCCGGUGUUGAACCCAGUGCUGAACCCAGUGUUGAACCCAGUGUUGAACCCGGUAUUGAACCCAGUGCUGAACCCGGUGUUGAACCCGGUGUUGAACCCAGUGCUGAACCCGGUGUUGAACCCGGUGUGGAACCCGGUGGCACUGAAGUGCGCAGGGCUGCGUUGUGAACGCCGGCCGUGUUUCACGCGAGAGCAGUGGUGGCCAAUACGUGGAUCGCAAAAUUUGUCUUUUGUGGAUCUCUGAAACGCAAACAGACGACUCUACCGUUACGGCCGACGUGCCAAUACAAAUUCCCACCAUACUAAAAUAAUAAUUUAUUGACUGAAUUUUUUCACCUGAAGACGAUUGCUUGUGUUGCGACCGAAACGUCGUGAUUUUUUUUCCAUCUAUGUGACUUUACCGAAAGACCCAAAGAGUAUAACACACUUCUAGCAACAGGUGGCGCUGUGUAGUUUUCACAGGGAAUGCUCUACUUACGAACAUUCGACUUAUGAACUUUUAUAGAUACGAACAAACCUGUCCGUAUGUCCAGUUGCCGCUGUGCGGACCAAGAAUCGUAGGUUUAACCGCCACACAAUAGAUGGCGGUGGUGGCAUCUGCAUAUGCAGGACGUGAAGAACCAGUGGCAUCUACAGACCAUGAAGAACCAGUGGCAUCUACAUCUACAGACCAUGAAGAACCAGUGGCAUCUACAUCUGCAGAACGUGAAGAACCAGUGGCAUCUACAGGUGAUUAUACAACUUGUAAAGCUAUUUCCCCGUGUCUAGUGGACACGCCGUACAACGAGUUUGGAAUGGACAGGAGUAAAGUUGGUACUUGUGAACAUAUCGACUUACGAACAGUGCCUCUGGAACCUAACUCGUUCGUAA